This is a messenger RNA of Dermacentor albipictus, 2583 nucleotides long. The record is from RefSeq and is a predicted model, not a curated record. NCBI's taxonomy places the organism in Eukaryota, Metazoa, Arthropoda, Arachnida, Ixodida, Ixodidae.
UGCUGAAGGUUUUCCCGCUGGAUUGGCAGAAGUGCGCCCAUCGACGCCUACCGACACUGCUCGGCUGAUUUCAUCGCCUGGAUCCUGCUCUUCUGGCAACGCUGACCCGGCGUUUCAGCAUAAAACGCCCAGUCAACCCAGACCGCUUCGCAGUCGGCAGCGAUACUGUGGCCUGUUAAACUGAUCGCCUGUACUUCCACAGAUCACCUGGCCUGCUGAAGGUUUUCCCGCUGGAUUGGCAGAAGUGCGCCCAUCGACGCCUACCGACACUGCUCGGCUGAUUUCAUCGCCUGGAUCCUGCUCUUCUGGCAACGCUGACCCGGCGUUUCAGCAUAAAACGCCCAGUCAACCCAGACCGCUUCGCAGUCGGCAGCGAUACUGUGGCCUGUUAAACUGAUCGCCUGUACUUCCACAGAUCACCUGGCCUGCUGAAGGUUUUCCCGCUGGAUUGGCAGAAGUGCGCCCAUCGACGCCUACCGACACUGCUCGGCUGAUUUCAUCGCCUGGAUCCUGCUCUUCUGGCAACGCUGACCCGGCGUUUCAGCAUAAAACGCCCAGUCAACCCAGACCGCUUCGCAGUCGGCAGCGAUACUGUGGCCUGUUAAACUGAUCGCCUGUACUUCCACAGGCGGUGAUCUUCCGCGUGAUGGAGCACCCGGCCAUGCCCGGCUUCUACCAGUGCGUGACGUUCGCCUUCUUCGCUGUACCGUGGCACGAGAAAGCCUACAACAUCUUCUGCCUGCUCGCGCUGUACGGAGUUCCCUUGGUGGCAAUAGUGGUCUGCUACUGUCGCAUCCUCUGGGAGAUUCACAAACAGUCCAAAGAAUCGCAUGCCGACCAACUAAUGCUGCCGGAGCAACAGCAGUCGGGCCGGUUGCGCCUUCGCCGCUCUGAUGUGCGGCACAUCACCCGUGCUCGAAACCGCACUCUACGCCUGACCAUCAUCAUCGUGCUCGCCUUUUUCCUGUGUUGGACGCCAUACGUGAUCAUGGUGCUCUGGUACCAAAUCGACCCGGAGAGCGCCAGCAACGUGGACGGCUACGUGCAGUCCUCGCUCUUCAUGUUCGCGGUCUCCAAUUCGUGCGUGAACCCGCUUGUCUACGGCAGCUUCACGUCAAGCUUCCGCAAGGCUUGCUGCCGGGUCCCGCGCUUCUGGGCGCUGAACGCGCGCCGCGGACAGUGCACGCUGACCAGGAAGCCCUCGAAGCAGACUGUGAACUCGUGGGUGCCCACCACGCCCGUCCACAGGGCGGAGUUCACCAGGGACUGCUGCUCCAUGUGUUCCUCGGACAGCCACGACGUGCGUUCUGUCGUGGACAACAACGACGGCCGCUCCUGCCACAUUCAGCUGGAAGUGAGGCACACGUCGGUGACGAUAUGCCGCUCGUCAAUGAAUGGUCACGCGGUCAAGGAAGCAGUGCAGAGCAUAUGAGUGACGGUAGGAGGGACGCGAAGAAGCUGGUUGUCACGGCAAUACCGGCCAAUUUAGAGCUCAUCGAUAGUAUUUCUCAGCCUGUGCUGGUGUUUUCAUAAGCUGAGCAGCCUGUUUUCUUUGAGGGCAUUAGUAAUGGCGCCGCAUGCAAGCUCCUAACAAUAUUGUUCCAAGGAACUCGAACACUAAACGUCAAGAGUGACAGUGCCAUUGUUGCAUUGAGGUAUAAACGCCAGCGUGUAAGCCGCUGUUGUUUGGUGUUGCUGUACGUACUGAAGCGGCUGUGGCAUUGCACGUGAGAACGACUUCCAAAGAUCGUCUCUGAACAGUGAAGAAGCUUAACUAGAGCUUUGGUGUACACAUUAGGGGGAGCGAGAAAUUUCUCGUAAAUACGGGCAUUCACAUGGCAGGCGAAGAUGUUUAUGGGAUACCUAUUUUUUUUAAUCAAACAUAGCUUACGUGCAGACGAGUUUCAUACAUGACGGCACGUACAAAGUAGCGAUGCAUCGCGGAGAUAAAACAAUGGUUAAAAUUAUGAUUUUGAAAGGCCUGUAAACUAUGUGAGUACUUUGAUUUCGCCCUGGUACUUUCUUCUUGUCUCUUGUGCCAAACAUUCCAUUUUGCUGCCUUUUGUCGCCAUCGCAUUGCUGUCACACAUGCGUGAGUCUGCUCAAGAGUGCCCGCAGAAACCCUCGCUAGCAAGUUCACGAACAUGAGCUACUUGAGGACCUGAGGAGGACAAGCGUGCGUUGUGGUGUUCUGCGAUAGUAGGAGUAAAUAUUUUGUUAUCGCGAAAAUUUGUGAGAACGUACGCCCUUACCUCGGCUAUUGUGCUAAACAUUCCAGGUUGCUGCCUUUUGACAUCAUCGCUUGCUGUCGCACGUGCGUGUGUGUGCUCAAGAGCGCCUGCGGAAACCCUCGUUGGAAAGUGCACGCACCUUCCUAGGGACAUGAGGAAGCCAAGCAUGUGUUGUGGUGUGCUGCGAUAGCAGUAGCAAGCAUUUUGUUAACGCGAAAAUUUGUGAAAACGUACGCCCUAUUUACUUCGGAUGGUAUAAAGUUCGCUGAGAGGUUUCAGACAAUAACUCCGAUAAAUGUAUUUUACUCUCAUCUGCACUAAGUUCUUCAAAUGAGUAAGCUUAGUGAAGGGA